UUUCUUCCAAAGACCCCCCAACAAAUUAAAUUGAAAAAUUAUGAACACCAUAUCAACCCUUCGUUCUUCUCUUCGCGCUGCCAACUCCCACCGCACGUGCCUGCAACCUCUAGCACGUGCCCUCUCCACAACUCCUUCCGGCACCGACGACCUCACCAAGAAAACCCAAACCGAAGCCGAGAAAAAACCAAAAGGCAAUAAUACAUCAACACCACCAAAUCUCAAGACCAGCGAGCUUCCUCCGCCGUUGGAUCCAUCUCUCCAGCAACGCCGGCGAUGCCACGUGUCCAAAGAAGCCCUCGACGGCGUAUCCUGCGUGGGCUUCGACGGAGGCAUCAUCACCGGCGGUGACUGGAAAGAGGACUUCAAGGAGUACUACGAGGAUCACAAGCCAUCGCCUUUAGCGGAGAUCGAGAUCGUGGAUACGAGAAAGCCGAUAACGAAGGCGAUCGAUGAGCGAUGGGAGGAGGGAGUAGUGGGGGCGGCGAUGGUGGAGGAGGACACGGUGGAUGCGGCGCUGGAGCGAGCGGAGAGGUUGUUCAGAGAGGCGGCGGAGAGAGGGGAUCCGGAGACGCCGCACUCGAAGGCGCUUGCGAGAAUGAUAGCGAUGCGCGAGAGGAAUCACUCUGAUGCUUUUUGCCGGCUUAUUUAGGGUUUGUAAAUGUGAGUAAAAGUUUAAAUAUUAGUUUGUAGAGGGGUGUUUUUGUAUAAAUUUUUGUGGGUUUUUAUGUAAAUUGGUGGGGUUUUGAUGCAUGUAAAAUGUAAUAAUUGUCUAAAAAUUAGUUGUGUGAUAUAAUUGUAAAAUUUGUUAAGUU
Dioscorea cayenensis subsp. rotundata (Guinea yam) is the source of this 815-nucleotide messenger RNA. RefSeq lists its product as uncharacterized. The transcript is spliced from 2 exons. Bases 41 to 652 code for a protein of 203 amino acids. The record is from RefSeq and is a predicted model, not a curated record. Lineage: Eukaryota; Viridiplantae; Streptophyta; Magnoliopsida; Dioscoreales; Dioscoreaceae.